GAGCAAAGAUACCAGCAGAUAAUAUUCAUAACGAAUAUAAUAAAUACAUGUCCGUUUCACGAGAUUACCGGAUGCCAUGGAUCUGCUCGAUUAUCUCCCACUUGAGUGUUUACCGAUUAAUACUUUUGUUAUUAACACGGCAUCAAUCUACUUUUUUAUAAACCAACAAUGUGAACAGUCACGGCUCUGAUUUCCCACGCAUGGGAAUUUGUCAGCCAGGAAGUGUCAGAAUAUCUCAGCUUUUGAAUCAACUGUGCAGUGAAUCCCAGAACGAAAAUAUCCUGACCCGGGAUGCUUGCUAUGGGUGUUUUUUUCGAGCAACCAAUAAACCAUCCGGGUAUCCAAUGCUUCUGUCAAUGUCUUCGUGCGCUGAGCUUUAUCUUGGCGACAGCAAUUAUGGACACUGCCAAGAAUACUUGAAAAAUGCAGUAGCCAACUCGGAAUUGAAUUCCAGUCCUGCUGUUAUUUAUUGUACAUUUUUGGAAUGUGUCCGGCAAGUCAACAAGGACUCUUUGAUUCAGACCUGCAUUAGAGAGUCCCUUGAUAUGUUUGAUAAUUUUACGGCAAGUGACAUUAAACUUGCCCAGCUGGUGGUAAAUACAACGGCCUGUAUUCUCGCAAAGACUAGGUGUGGAUCAAUGAAUCCGAUUACAGGAGCUUACAAGGCAUCCAAUACAUCAACCAAAUAUUCAAUAAUACCGACUAUAAAUGCCAUACUUGUAAACACCGAUUACGAUAUAAAUAUUAUUCAAAUGCCAUUUGGUCACGGUGUCAUUGACGAAUGCGCCAAGUAUAGAAAUAUUGAACAAGCAAAUUGGCCAAAUCUUCAAUGUUAAUAUUAAGAUAUUAUAUGUCUGUUAUAUAGGAGUUUUUAUUUAAUUAAACUUGUUUUUGUUACUCAACCGUAAGGUUAUUUAACAAUUUACCAUUGUGUUUUUAUGUAUUGUUUUUUUUUUCUCUUUUUCUUUUUUUUUUCUUGCUCUUGUUAUUUUUCGUUGAAUAAUUCCUCUUUAUUAUAUUAUACAUCCAACUCAGUAAAAUGCACAAGUGAAAUGCACGAUUAACUAAUCUUAAUGGACGGUGAUAAAAAGAAACUGACAAAAUAAGAAAAUGAAUUGUAGCACAUUUCCUCCUACAAGAGUAACGCUUCAGUUAGUUUUCUUUUCCCAGAAUAAUUUCAAAUAUGCAAAUAUCCUCUGGAAUAUGCGUGUACGCGUUGUGUUGAAUAUUUUUAUAAAGAAAUGCGAUGUACCGUAAAAAGAAAAACGCUUGAAUACUUAUGUACAAAUUUAAAAAAAUACAUUAAAUUUAUCAUUUUACAGUAAAAUAUUUUUUUUUAC
Messenger RNA from Cotesia glomerata, 1340 nucleotides. RefSeq lists its product as uncharacterized. The record is from RefSeq and is a predicted model, not a curated record. Bases 201 to 836 code for a protein of 211 amino acids. Lineage: Eukaryota; Metazoa; Arthropoda; Insecta; Hymenoptera; Braconidae. The transcript is spliced from 4 exons.